GCCGGCUUCCCCAUUUAUCACUUAGUGAGAGGAUACUUUGACUCAGUAUAGACACAAUAACAGACACUUUAGGGUGCGUUGUGGCAGUGCCGGUCUUUUGCAGACAUAACUACCGUUUUGUCUAGUUGGCUUCCUUGAUCUAAGGGGCUGGUUACUCUAAGCCUGGAUCGUGUUGUGUUUGGAGACAUACUGAGAUAAAGAAGUUGUCGACAGCCCCCGCCUGGCAGGGACAACCUUCAAGACAGAAGACGGGCACAUCUCAAGAGGAUGGAUGAGCCAUUGAGAAAGAGGGAUGUUUUUUGCAAGUGUUUAACAAGUUUUGUCAUCAAAUGUUUUCUGAUCUGCACGACUGCCAUAUGUGUUGUUGGCGGCUUGGUGAUCAUUAUUGGUUCCAUAUGGCUGAUGACAGACUCAUCAGCAGCGGAGGAUGUCGAGGACCAGGAGGGCAUCCAGGGGAUCCGGAAUGGUGCCGCUGUCUUCUUAUGUGGAGGGAUUGCUGUUUUCCUUAUCAAUGGUACAGGAUGUCUCGGUGCAAUCUUAAAGAACCCUAAACUACCACUUGCAUUCAUCAUCCUGGUUGGCUUCAUACUCGUCAUCCCGGAGAUCAUCCUGAUCAUCUGGUUCAUUGUGAACCAAGGCCAGGUGGUGGCGCUCACAGAUGAGGUGGUCUCGAGGAACAUCCAGGGAUUCAUCAUUUACAACCGGACGGACUCCAGGAUAUUCAUGACCAACAUACAAAAAACGCUGAAGUGCUGUGGCUUUCAAGGCAUAAGUGAUUAUAUGACCGACCCACAGCGGGACACCUGCAAGAAACCCCGUCCACAGACAGGGUAUUACAUCACAGGAUGCAAGCACAGCCUCGCCAAAAUGUUCCGGGAGAAUCUCGCAAUCAUUGGCUCAAUCGAAAUCUUACAUCUCAUAAUAAGCAUAUUCGCGAUGAUUGCCGCUUGGAAACUUCGAAAGCAAAUCUUGAAGGUGGCUUCAAAGGUUACAGAUGAUGUAACAUUGGAGGCAAUGACUCCACGUGAGAAGUCUUCGGACCAUUAGGUGUAAUUCAAGGCCUAAUUUCGGUGCAGUUCUGGACAUUUUGCAGCCCUUUUGUCCUGAUCAAGCUCCAAGGAUGUUGGCAAAACAGAUCCAAAGGACAACAUCACAGUUGGGAAUACCAUUCAUGGACUUAAGGACAUUCCAGAUCAGGAAGUUUAGUAGUAUGAUAUCAUAUUCCAGAAGUCUUCAAAUGUAGGAAGCCAGGGUUUGUUUGGACAGCACACAUCCCUCACCACUACAUCAAUACAGCAUGUGAACCAUGCGGGGUCACUUCUCAAAUAACCACUGGUGCCAAGUGGAGUUUCCCUGCAGCCGGAAAAUACUCCUGUAGAUUCAUAGAUUGAUACACGAUCAUUCCACAUCAUGACAGCAUGACCAAUGAGAUGAUUCAUUAUGCCUGCCAUUUUAAGGAUGACGUCACACACUCGUGUUGGUGCAAUGAAGACAUCAUGCGCAGUGACAAACUCUCUAAGCCAAUCAGCGCUUGAUGCUAUAACAUGUGACCUGGAUGAUGAGACCUUGACCGUCCAAGGAGAAGACGCAUCGAAUAAGCACACAGACAUGAACACAUGGCCUACAUGAGCGACAUUCCUCUGUGCUGCCACCUUGUGAGUUACUUGGUACCAAUCAAGUGGAAUCACUCCUUGACAUCUCUUUAAAAUCAACAAAGGAAGAGAGUGAUUAUCAUUCAUUUAGAUUAAAAUUGUUUAUUGACAAAGCCUUUCAUCAAUCUGCAAUAUAUAUUUACACAGAUGGGCUGACCGUUAUUCUUACAAUACAACAUCAGAGUCCCUGACAGAUCUACAGCGGAGCCAAAUAAAGCACACCUCCUCUACAAAUAGCUUCCGCUCUGAGUCAUUGGCAGUUUUUAGAAAAUAUGGAAACUGGAAAAACUUCCAUUCACAUUUUUAACCGAAUAACUUAGUUCUGAGGGAAAGAACUUGAAUCUCUUAUAUAAGACUGCUUAUAUCUUAGACUUACUAACCAACAAUAUACGAACAGUUCCAUUUUAAAUACAUGUAUAUACAAAGGAGAAAUGCAUCUGAA
Molecule: messenger RNA, 2094 nt
Organism: Lineus longissimus
Lineage: Eukaryota; Metazoa; Nemertea; Pilidiophora; Heteronemertea; Lineidae
Exons: 6
Coding region: 268-1047 (259 amino acids)
Cellular component (GO): plasma membrane
Source: RefSeq, a predicted model, not a curated record